Molecule: messenger RNA, 915 nt
Organism: Physeter macrocephalus (sperm whale)
Lineage: Eukaryota; Metazoa; Chordata; Mammalia; Artiodactyla; Physeteridae
Gene: PTCRA
Product: pre T cell antigen receptor alpha
Exons: 4
Coding region: 1-915 (304 amino acids)
Biological process (GO): negative regulation of thymocyte apoptotic process
Source: RefSeq, a predicted model, not a curated record
AUGCCUGGGACUUGGCUGCUGCUUCUCCUGGCCCUCGGGUGUCCAGCACUGCCCACAGGUGUGGGCAGCACACCCUUCCCCUCUCUGGCCCCACCAAUCACACUGCUGGUGGAUGGGAAGCAGCAGACUCUUGUGGUUUGCCUGGUCCUCGACGUUGCACCCCCUGGCCUUGAGAGUCCCAUCUGGUUCUCAGCUGGGAAUGGCAGCUCACUGGAUGCCUUCACCUAUGGCCCUUCCCCAGCAGCUGAUGGCACCUGGACUAGCUUGGCUCAGCUUUCCCUGCCGUCUGAGGACCUGGCAGCCUGGGAGACCUUGGUUUGCCACACUGGACCUGGGACUGGGGACCACAGCCAGAGCACACAGCCUCUACAGCUGUCAGGAGAGACUUCCUCAGCCAGCACCUGCCUCUGGGAGCCUCUCAGGGGGACCCGGGGCCAGGCGCUGCGGCUCGGGGCGCUGCGGCUGCUGCUCUUCAAGCUGCUGCUGUUGGAUGUGCUUCUGACCUGCAGCCGCUUCCGCGCCCCGCCCGCCGCGCGAGGGGACCCGGCCCGGGCGCCUCGCCCUGGGGACCCCGGGCUCCCCGCGGCCCCGCGGGCGGACCACCUUCUCCUCCCGCGGCCUCCGCCACCGGAAGGAUCGCCCGCAGACCCCACCGACUGGAUUCGCCGCAAUGAUGGGUGGACCACAGGCCGAGGGCUCAGCCUGUCCACCCCGCCAGCGCUGCAGGCCCGGAACGGCCGCUGGGUUCACACCCGCCCUCCGGGUCGGGAUCCCAGGGGCCCUGUCUGGGAGGAGGGGCCGCUGGUGCUCAGGGCGUGGCGCUCGGGACCCGCCCUCAGUAUUCCUGCCUCUAGCCUUAGAGCGUUUCUCUGCGAUCUGCCUCCUCCAGCUGACCCGAGCUUCCCCGGGGGCUAG